Tinamus guttatus (white-throated tinamou) is the source of this 1157-nucleotide messenger RNA. The record is from RefSeq and is a predicted model, not a curated record. NCBI's taxonomy places the organism in Eukaryota, Metazoa, Chordata, Aves, Tinamiformes, Tinamidae.
AGAAGCUUAAGUAUAACUUCAGCUGACCAAUCCAUGUUUGAGAGAGCUCAAGGAGAGAAGGUUACACUGCCAUGCACUUUUGUACUCUCGGAAAAUGAUGAAGGCCCGCUAGAUAUCGAGUGGGUCUUGAUACCAGCAGAUAAUCAAAAGAAGGAACAAAUAAUAAUUAUGUAUGCUGUAGACAGGAUUUAUAAUCAUUAUUAUGCUGCUUCAACUGGACGGAUGCAAUUUACUAAUCCUGAUCCCAGAUCUGGUGAUGGUUCAUUGGAUAUCCUGAAUCUAAAAUCAUCAGACACCGGCACAUACCAGUGUAAAGUGAAGAAGGCUCCUGGUGUUCAAAGUCAAAAAAUACAAUUGACUGUACUUGUAAAGCCAGCAAGGACUAAAUGUUCCAUUGAAGGAUCACAGGAGAUUGGAAAUGACAUUAUCUUGAAAUGUGCAUCACAAGAAGGAUCCCCUCUUCUAUCUUACAACUGGAGAAGAGCAGCUGGCACACAGGAACUGCCUGUCACUUCUAUGCUGAAUAAGAAUACAGGGGAGCUUCUCUUGAAAAAUGCCUCUCAAGACUAUUCUGGUAUAUACAGUUGUGUUGCCACAAACAGAGUUGGCACGGAUGAAUGUUCUGUUGAGCUGAAUGUCACCCCUCCUAUAAAUACAGCUGGUAUAAUUGCUGGAGCUAUUAUAGGAACUCUGCUGGGUCUCUUUUUACUGGCUUUUCUCAUCUUCUGUUGCUGUAAGAAACACAGAGAGAAGAAAUAUGAGAAAGAAGUACAUCAUGAUAUUAGAGAAGACGUCCCACCUCCAAAAAGUCGCAGUUCAACAGCCCGCAGCUACAUAGGCAGUAAUCGUUCUUCUCUGGGUUCAAUGUCGCCCUCCAAUAUGGACGGAUAUACCAAAACUCCAUAUAGCCAAGUCCCAAGUGAAGACUUUGAACGCGCUCCUGGUCAAAAUCCAAACUUUGCACCUUCAAAGGUAGCUGCACCUAAUUUAAGUAGAAUGGGCGCUGUCCCGGUGAUGAUUCCAGCACAAAGCAAAGAUGGGUCCAUAGUAUAAGAUGUUAUUAAUUUAAGCCCUGUUUUUAAAUGUUCAUUAUAAGUGUUAAGAAAAAAAACUACCUUGUUCCAUCCCUCACUUAAAACGGCAUGCAAUUUUCCUUG